Messenger RNA from Spodoptera frugiperda (fall armyworm), 2492 nucleotides. RefSeq names its product serine protease Hayan-like. The record is from RefSeq and is a predicted model, not a curated record. Gene Ontology annotation, biological process: proteolysis. Gene Ontology annotation, molecular function: serine-type endopeptidase activity. The coding region runs from base 461 to 2455 and encodes 664 amino acids. NCBI's taxonomy places the organism in Eukaryota, Metazoa, Arthropoda, Insecta, Lepidoptera, Noctuidae. The transcript has 9 exons.
AGACGUAGUCCAGUCUCGAACCGGACAUAACGCGUUAAAAAACAAAUAAUUAUAAAACAAUAAUAACUUAUACUAAAAACAAUUUUAAGUAACAGUGAAAAAUAAAACACAUUUUAAGUAUAAAAAAACAAUUUUAACUCCAAAUAAAAACAAAAUAUAAAACAAUAUUCUUUAUUCAAAUCAAAUAAAAAACAAAACAAAUGUGACGUUUUUAAAAAAUAGAAUUGAUAAUAAAAUUAGUGUUAUUUUUACUCAAAAAAUUAUGUGUGUUUUUAUUUUAAUGUUAAAAUAAAACAGUGUUUAUAUUGUUUUUCUUAGUGUUUAUAUUAAAAAUUUAGUGUUUUUUCUAUAAGUAACUUUAAUCUGUUAUAUACUUUGUUUAUAAGUUAAAGUGUGUAGCUAAUAGUUAUAUAAUUGACCGUCAUUAAACUUUGCGUGUUUGUAAGUAAAUAAUGCGAACAUGGGCAGAACGUGGGCUCUCACCUCUCUACUUGCAUUCUCCGUGAUAAGCAACGCCACGGGGCAGUACUAUGAUGUCCUCCAGGGUCUACAACAACUGUUUCAGCAGUAUCAGCCACAGGACUUUAUCAACCAACAAUACAAUGUACCUACAAAACCACCACAGAAUUGGAGACAUCAGGGAAAUCGCCGAACUCAAGCGCCUACAAACCAAUACGAAUAUACCUUCGCAACAACAGAGCACCCUGUCUUAAGAAAGAAUUCUAGUCAUACAAAUUUCAACUCUCGUAACCUAUCUAAUAAGAAUGAAAAUAGCAAUGUUCUACUUGGUGACUUAUACCCCUAUGGGACUACUAAGGCACCUAAGUUAAGAGGUAAAUUUACUACAACAGAAAGAUAUAACAAUAUCUAUUUUAACAACGAUGUUAGAACUACUGAUAAUGUAUUUGGUAGUGAUUUCAUAAGACCGGUCACAGAAAACAUUUUUGCUCCAAAACCUGCCAACUUGAUUUAUGAAAGCCAUAAUUAUGAGACCAAUUACCCCAAUAAUGGUAAUCGGAACCAAAAUUAUAAUAUAAACAGAGGAAUACUCAACACUGAUUAUAAUACAGAUUACACAUCUAAUAAUAGGAACCCAGAAUCUUACAACAAUAACAGGGGUAAUUCAAAUAGACGAAUUAAUAAUGAGAAUAGCAACGGCAAUAGAAAUACGAAUUUUAAUGGAUUUUUGAAUACAGAUAGUCCUAAUUAUGACAGACCUGAUAAUAAAAGACCUUUUGAAACCCAAGAUUAUAAUAAUCAAGCCGGUAAUAGGGGUGAGAGUAACUAUAACAGAGUACCUACUACAUUUGAAAUACCAAAUUUUAAUCAAGAUGGAAACAGAGGUGGCAAUUACAAUCAAAAUUAUCCUUCGGAUAAUCCGUUAAUCAACCGCCCAGGGGUCAAACCAGCGCCGGUAAAUGAUGACCUGCCUCCGAUAACAAAUAGACCAGUUUUCAAUAACAAUAAUGGUUAUAAUAGACCAACAGAAAGACCUGUUGAAACGAAUGGUGAACCUGAAAUAUUGAUAGGACCUGAUGAAGAUGAUAUGAGUGAUAGAGAGAAGAGGAGAUAUGAAGAUAUGACGGAGAGGAUGUGUGAGCGCUACAAAGCGCUGACGAUCAAGAAGAUAGUAGCACUACCCCUGGUACCGUCUCCGGACCCAGUGGAAGUGAACGUGUCGGAUUGUACCCCCAUAAACGUCCCCCUAAUUAUUGGGGGUAAGGUCGUCAGUAUUAAGGAGUUUCCACACAUGGCCCUGAUUGGCUGGCAGAAGCUUAAGAAUACUGGCUACUCCUGGAAAUGUGGUGGUUCCCUCAUCAGUGACCAGUACGUGCUGACUGCCGGACACUGCACCUAUCAGGAUAAAGAUUAUGAUGUCGUCAGUGGACCUCCUCAAGCAGUCCAGCUUGGCUCCUCCUACCUGGACGACCCUGGGGCGCUGGUGGUGAAGGUACAAGCAGUCAUCAGACAUCCGAAGUACAAGCAGAGGAGAGCGUACCAUGACAUAGCGCUGAUCAAACUGGCUAAUAAAGUCAAAUUCUCUGAAGUGAUACGUCCAGCGUGUCUCGGAGAGCCUCCACCGGAGGGAAAGAGCAUCAUCGCCACUGGAUGGGGAAGGACUGAAUUUGGAGGAGACCACUCCUUCGUCCUCCGAUCCGUGUCCCUCCCAGUGUGGAACAUGGAGGAGUGCCGUGAGGUCUGGGGGACUUCGCUGAAGCUCCCUAACGGGGUGACUGCGGACAGCCAUUUAUGUGCCGGCGAGAAAGUUGGGGGAAAAGAUACUUGUCAGGGUGACUCAGGCGGCCCGGUGCAACUGCAGUCCGGAUGCGUAUGGCGAGUAGUAGGAGUGACAUCGUACGGUAGAUCCUGUGGAGCGCCACACACCCCGGCGCUGUAUGCGAGGUUACCCAGAGCGUUCGUUGGAGCUCAGUUGUUUGGAGAGAAUUAUCAAUAAAUAAUAAUAUUAUUAAUAUAUGUUGUUUUAUGACUUA